Messenger RNA from Falco peregrinus (peregrine falcon), 3484 nucleotides. Its product is annotated as sestrin-3-like. The transcript has 9 exons. Lineage: Eukaryota; Metazoa; Chordata; Aves; Falconiformes; Falconidae. Gene Ontology annotation, cellular component: nucleus. The record is from RefSeq and is a predicted model, not a curated record. Gene Ontology annotation, biological process: cellular response to L-leucine; regulation of response to reactive oxygen species; cellular response to leucine starvation. Gene Ontology annotation, molecular function: oxidoreductase activity, acting on peroxide as acceptor; L-leucine binding. Bases 573 to 2102 code for a protein of 509 amino acids.
GCCAGGACCCUUAUGACCCACUUCCCUGUCCCACUGCCUGCCAUCCCCACACGCCUUCAGCCUCACGGCCCGCUGCCCUGUCCUUCACCCCCCAAGCUCCAUCCCACCAUCCCCAUGACCACAUCCUUGUGCCUUGUUGUCCCUGCAGCCCCUCAGCCUCCCGCCGCAGCCCCCAGCAUGCUGCCUCGCGGUGCCGAGGAAGGUGUCAGGGCGAGGCUCAGGCAGAGUGGGGACAGAGGGGACCCGGCCCAAGGUGGCUUCACCCUCCAGAGCACGGCCAGUGCUGGGCUGGUGGGGCAGGCGGUGCUGAGGCUCUGUAAGGGCUGGGGCCAUCGAUGGGGCCAGGCAGGGCCCGGCUGAGGGGCGACAGCCACGGGAGGGGACGAGGACGGCGACAAGGGGACAGCCAGCCGCCCCCGGCCCCACAGCGCCACCCCGUGGCGGGCAGGUUCGGCCCCGCCCCCUGCCCCAGGUGGGCGGGGCCUACGAGCUUGACGGACGGGUAACUUUUCACCCCCGGCCACGUGGUGCGCUGGGCUCCCGCCCCUUCGCGGCAGGCUGGGGCGUGUUAAAUGAGGCCACGCCCCCUCGCAGCAGUGAUUGGCGGAGGCGGAGCCGCGGACACGCCCCCCCGCAGCUCGGGCUGCCGCGGUGCCCGGCUCAGCGUUGCCGGCGGGCAGGACGGGGCGGGCAGGACCGGCGCCGGUCACCGGCACUGCACGGCACGGCGUUGCACGGCACGGCGCGGGCUCACCAUGAUCGUGUGUCCUCAGAGCGUGGAGCACCCUCGAGGAAGCCGGUGCCAGCGGCUGCCGGGGCAGGUAGUGAAGAUGUCUGGCAGUGACCCCGAGCGCCCUCAGUUCCUCUUUGUGAAGGUGCUGGCGAGCCGGGGGCGGCUGGAGGCAGUGACCCAGCAGAUGGGUUACCACCCGCAGUACCUCGACAGCUUCCUCAAGACUCAGCACUACCUGAUGCACAUGGACGGCCCGCUGCCCUUCGACUGCCGGCACUACAUCGCCAUCAUGGCAGCUGCCCGGCACCAGUGCCGGUACCUGGUGAACCUGCAUGUGCUGCAGUUCCUGCGGGCAGGGGGCGAUCCCCAGUGGCUGCGCGGCCUCGACUUCAUCCCCCCCAAACUCCGCAACCUCAAUGAGAUCAACAAGAUCCUGGCACACCGGCCGUGGCUCAUCACCAAGGAGCACAUUGAGAAGCUGCUGAAAAUCAGCGAGUGGAGCUGGUCACUGGCAGAGCUUGUGCACGCCGUCGUCCUCCUGGCACAUUGCCAUGCACUUGCCAGCUUUGUCUUCGGCUGUGGCUGCGAGCAGGAUGAAGGGCCGGGGGGCCGAGGCUCAAUGAAGCCCUUGUCACCCGGGAACCAGUGCUUCUGUGACACCACCGCGGGCAACGGCUACAGCCAGGAGCUGCUGCGCAUCAACCGCAAGCGGUCCCUGGACUCCUGCAUGGAGCUGGAUUCGCUCCGGGAACGCAUGCAGCGGAUCCAUGUGGAGACCGAGGGGAGGGAGGAGACGAGGAUGCUGCAGCAGGACCGAGAGGAAGAUACCGACGGGGAAGUCACCGGUGCCACCAACCUUGCAUGCUACAUGCAGGACCCUGACUUUGGAUACCAGGACUUUGCUCGGCGCGACGAGGAUCAGACGCAGGUAUUCAGAGUCCAGGAUUACUCCUGGGAAGACCAUGGCUUCUCACUGGUCAACCGGCUCUACUCUGACAUCGGGCAUCUCUUGGAUGAGAAGUUUCGGAUGGUGGAUGGUCUGCAAAGCAGCGCCAUGGCCAAGCGGCAGGGCUGUGAACCCUCCGUCUUCAAGCGGGGCAUCUGGAACUACAUCCACUGCAUGUUUGGCAUUAGGUACGAUGACUACGACUACGCAGAAGUGAAUCAGCUCCUGGAGCGAAUGCUCAAAGUUUACAUUAAAACUGUAACCUGCUACCCUGAGAAGACAAACCCAGAAAUGUUUGACAGGUUCUGGAAGCAGUUCAAGCACAGUGAAAAGGUUCACGUGAACCUGCUCAUCCUGGAAGCCCGAAUGCAGGCAGAGCUGCUGUAUGCAUUGCAAGCCAUCACCCAGUACAUGAUCUCCUAAACGGUGGGGAGCUGUGCUGCGGCAGGGCCGGGCAGCAGCCUCUCUCCCUGGACUUGUGUGUGACCUGUCAUGCUGGGAUGGACAGCGAGGGAUUACUCAAUUUAGUUUACUUGACUGUCUUGUUCCUUUUUCCCCCCUCCCCCCGCCUUGUGGGGCUCGCUGAGUGGCCCCGUUACGUGCAAUUACCAAACUGUGAGGCAAGUCCGUGCUGCUGAGAUGUCGGUGUGAUGCUGGAGACUUGAACAUGUCCAAGGAGGACUGCCAAAGAUGCGGAGGGAGAGGGAGGGGGGAGGGGACCGGGGCCAGUUUAGAGGGAUGCUUCCCCCCCCCCCCCCCCCCAAGCAGGAGCUCCUCACCCGGGUGCUGCCGGGGUCUCGGCCGCUGCGGGGAGGGCAGAGGGGAGAGCUGGCUUCCUUCCCUGGCUGCGCCAGCUGCCCUGCUCGCCAGCCGCCCCGCGGUGCCUGGCCUCGCUGGGCUGAUGCAUCCUGCGGGCAGCUUGCGGGUGCGUUGCAAUGUCCUGAGUUGCGUGGCCAGGCAGGGAGGGGGGUGGGUUGCCAGCGAGGGCCCUUCCCCAGCCUGGGACGAGGAGGGGAUGCACUUGGCUGCCUACACGUCCUGCCCUUUUAGAUCUAUGUGCCAAACCCCUCUGGGCUGGACAAGAGAUGACCCAGGUGAACUCCAAACUGUGAAGUUCUUGCUGGCAGGGUGCCCUAGUGCUCUGCCUUCUCUGACAGCAGGGCGAGGAGGUCUCUGGCAGUGUUCAGGCUCUGGAGGUUUCCGCAGGUGACUUUGGGCAGUCCUCAGGGAGCUUGCCCCGAAGCCUCUCCUCUGCCUCCCAUAAACUGAAGGGGCAGGAGGAACAAGGGAGGCUUCCUGAGUUAACAUGGCUUGUAUCUUAUCUUCUUGCCACCACGAGAGGGCUAAGGUCCUGUGUCCGGUCACUUGCUGCUUAACAGCAUGGUGGAGGAGCCUGUGGUCAGUGCAGGUGAGCUACAGGAAGCCUCUUGAUCUUGGGCUGGGGGGACUCCCUGGGCUGUCCCCAUUCUGAACAGGGACAGCCCACGCACCAGCCUUGCCCUCUGCCUGGUGGGCAGGAGCAUGCACCACUGGUCCCCCCAUCCUAGGGCUGCUCCCAGCCCAUGCCGCAGCCCCUGGCUGGGGAGGUACGAGGGAUCCAGUACAGGAUCCAGAGCAGCCACAAAAGGGGAAUGAGGCCACCUGUGAUAAGUGGGAGCCUGAAGCAAGAGCAGCUGUUGAGUCAGCCCAGUGCACGCUGCUUCAGUCGACCUGUUUACUGCGUAAAUGUACGGGGAGAAAACCUUGUGUAUGGAAGCUACAGAAAAAGCCUAUUUUUGCUAUAAAUAUAUUACGUUUGACAUGGA